AUGCAUUCAAUUCGCCGAUGUGCGCCUUUUCAUGGCUUAGGCCUUCAAUGUGCAGGAUUCCGACCCGCUUCACGCGUCCCAACACAAUUCGCACGACUAACCACACAGCCCAUUCGAAAGAGUAGCUCUGCAUCACCUGUAAAGGCCCUGCAGGAGCGGGUCCAACAGAUCAAAGAUGUCUGCCCAGACCCAUACCCUCGUUUAGCAGCGGACCAACGCACAGUGAGCUGCGCCGAGUUUCGCUCUCGGUAUAGUGAGCUUGCCGACAAUGAUACAGUAGAAGAUUCCGUCGUCGUCUCUGGUAGGAUACGUACCUAUAGACUCGCGGGAAGCAAAUUGAUCUUCUUCGAUAUCGUGCAAGACGGCCAUAAACUCCAAGUGAUGUGCAACAAGCGUCAAUUGGAGAGGAUUCCUCCCGCGGAGUUCAAGAAGUUCUUUCGUCUUCUACGCCGCGGUGAUGCCUACACUAUCACCGGUAAACCGCACCGUACGGGGCGAGGCGAGCUCACCAUUGACGUGAGCGAGUUGCCGCAACUGUUGUCGCCAUGUCUGCAUGAUAUCCCAGUCCAUGACACCGAGCACAAGGCCGACGACAAGGUCUCACCGUAUCCUCGCCACGUUCAGUUCCUGGCUGAUCCUACUGCCGCGGAUAUCAUCCGGGCUCGAUCAGCCCUGACGCAGUAUUUGCGCCAGUUCUUAGUCGAUAGGAACUUUAUGGAAGUCAACACCCCCAUCGUCGGUUCUGUAGCAGGCGGUGCGAUCGCUCGUCCCUUUUAUACCACUGCUACCGAGUUCUCGACCCGUCAGCUAUCCCUGAGAAUUGCCCCGGAGCUAUGGCUCAAAAGGCUGGUAGUCGGUGGAUUCGACAAGGUCUUUGAAAUUGGACCCUCAUUCCGCAAUGAAGGACUGGACAAGACCCACAACCCAGAAUUCACCACUUGUGAAUUCUACCAGGCAUAUGCCAACCUCGAGAACCUGAUGACCAUGACCGAAGACUUCCUUUCCGGCAUUGUGUCUCAUAUUCGAGACUCAAACGCAAGCAAGGGCACUCUUAAUCCCACAUCUGCAAACUUCACAGCACCCUUCCGUCGGAUCGAUUUCAUUCUCGGAAUCGAAGAAGGCAUCGAUCGCAAGUUGCCGGAUCUAGAGUCACCCGAAGCCCUGGAGCAAGUGCAAAAGAUCUUCUCCGACCUCUCCCUCUCCCUCCCUAAGAACCCUACCCUCCCACGCCUCCUAGACGAACUAUGCAGCAUCUAUGUCGAGCCGCUAUGCACAGACCCGACAUUCAUCAUCAACCCACCAGAGUGUCUCUCCCCACUUUCCAAAUCCUUCAUCCACCCAACGACCAAGCAACGCGUCGCUGCACGUGGUGAGCUCUUUGUGGAAGGCAAGGAAUUGGUAAACAUGUAUGAGGAGGAGAACUCGCCCUUCGAGCAGCGUCGCAAAUUCGAGGACCAGCUCCGAUUCAGCAAGGACGCUGGUGAGCCUGGCGAGAUUGACGAGAGUUAUCUCGAAGCACUCGAAUGGGGCCUGCCAUCUACCGGUGGAUGGGGCUGUGGCAUUGACCGUCUUUGUAUGCUGCUGACCGGCGCUAAGCGGAUUGGCGAUGUGUUGCCAUUUGGCAACCUGAGGUCGGUCAGUAGACGGCCUGGUACCAGCGAGUGA
Molecule: messenger RNA, 1665 nt
Organism: Penicillium salamii
Lineage: Eukaryota; Fungi; Ascomycota; Eurotiomycetes; Eurotiales; Aspergillaceae
Source: the annotation of a GenBank genome assembly